Molecule: messenger RNA, 8164 nt
Organism: Xiphophorus maculatus (southern platyfish)
Lineage: Eukaryota; Metazoa; Chordata; Actinopteri; Cyprinodontiformes; Poeciliidae
Exons: 35
Coding region: 193-6828 (2211 amino acids)
Biological process (GO): cell surface receptor signaling pathway; G protein-coupled receptor signaling pathway
Cellular component (GO): membrane
Molecular function (GO): G protein-coupled receptor activity
Source: RefSeq, a predicted model, not a curated record
CACAGUGUUGCCUCAGCACACAGUACGCCGACAGACUGCAAGACCGAGAGAAGAAUUAUGCAGAAACAUAAUAUUCUCUGACCCAGCAUGCUGUUCAGCAACACUGAAUUUGCUGGAAACACAACCAAUACUGCGUGACAUCUGGGUCUACUUCAACUGAAGUCAUUUUGAAGAGUACAAGUCACUGAAGGAAUGGCCUUAUGUCUGAAAAUCUUGGUCGUCUUUGCCCUUGUGGUGACUGUGUUUAUUUUGGAAACAAGGAACCGUAACUUUCAGUUUUACUUCUCCGCCCGGGAUUAUCUGGUAGAGGAAGGAGAACACAUUCUUCCUCACAUACGGCAGGAAAGAAGUGUGCUUUCAGACUCUGAGAUUUACUCAGCAAACAUUUUAUUAAAUGCAUCGAGCGUGGGAACCUAUGAGCAGCUGCUGUCGACCCUGAACGCCACCAGUUAUCCUCUCCAGCUUGAUAACGCCACAGAGAUCCAAGAUAUUACUGUUACAACAGUUUGUGUCUCCACUGAAACUGGUUUCCAGUGUGAGUGUGAAGAGCAGUUUGCUUGGCCGUACAGCUCCUGCAUCACAUAUGGAGCUUGUGAUUCCAUAUCCAGCGGCGUCUGCAAAUGCAUCUCGGCGAUCCCAGCUGACGGCUCUUCCUGUCAGCUGAUCUCCGAGCUGCUGGUCCAAACUGAAUAUGUGAUCGAUCUGGAGCUGAAUCUAACCGACAUCGCAACAGUGGACUUCCUUAGACGCCUCCUGAGCAAUGGCAGCAAUUUUCUAACCCUGAGUCCAACAGUGAAUGUCACACAGCUUGACCUCUCCACAGUCUGCUCUCCAAUCAGUGGUGAUUACCAGUGCAGAUGUGAGGAUCAAUAUCGUUUUCCAUGUGACCAGUGUGUAACAUAUGGAUCAUGUGACAACAUCACUGGUGACACAUGUGGAUGCAUCAGUGGCAUUCCUGCUGGUGGACAGUACUGCCAGGCUGAGGAUCAAUACAACUUUACAUCAUGUCCUGCUACAACACGCACUCCAGAGCUGCUGGUCCAAACUGAAUAUGUGAUCGAUCUGGAGCUGAAUCUAACCGACAUCGCAACAGUGGACUUCCUUAGACGCCUCCUGAGCAAUGGCAGCAAUUUUCUAACCCUGAGUCCAACAGUGAAUGUCACACAGCUUGACCUCUCCACAGUCUGCUCUCCAAUCAGUGGUGAUUACCAGUGCAGAUGUGAGGAUCAAUAUCGUUUUCCAUGUGACCAGUGUGUAACAUAUGGAUCAUGUGACAACAUCACUGGUGACACAUGUGGAUGCAUCAGUGGCAUUCCUGCUGGUGGACAGUACUGCCAGGCUGAGGAUCAAUACAACUUUACAUCAUGUCCUGCUACUACACUUGCUCCAUCUCCUCCGCCUGUCUAUGAAUAUGUGAUAUCUAUCGAGCUGAAGGCUGCAGAUGAUGAAGUUGUAGCAGAGCUAAGAAACAUCAGCUAUCCAGUCAGCAUCAACAGCAACAUACACAUCUCUGAUGUUAACAUCUCUACAGUCUGCUCUCCAAUCAGUGGUGAUUACCAGUGCAGAUGUGAGGAUCAAUAUCGUUUUCCAUGUGACCAGUGUGUAACAUAUGGAUCAUGUGACAACAUCACUGGUGACACAUGUGGAUGCAUCAGUGGCAUUCCUGCUGGUGGACAGUACUGCCAGGCUGAGGAUCAAUACAACUUUACUGCAUGUCCAAUCACAACAACUCCACAACCAACAAGUCCACCAGUCUUCCAUCAGUACCUGCUUUCCAUUGAGCUGAACUCCACAGAUGUUACAGUUGUAGAAAAGCUGAGGAACAUCAACAACACCAUCAGCAUGAACAGGAAAUUACGAAUCACUGAUGUUAACAUUACUACAGUCUGCUCUCCAAUCAGUGGUGAUUACCAGUGCAGAUGUGAGGAUCAGUAUCGUUUUCCAUGUGACCAGUGUGUAACAUAUGGACCAUGUGACAACAUCACUGAUGACACAUGUGGAUGCAUCAGUGGCAUUCCUGCUGGUGGACAGUACUGCCAGGCUGAGGAUCAAUACAACUUUACAGCAUGCCCUCGAACAUCAACGACGGUGAUACCAACAACUGACACAACCUCACCAGAGAUCCGUCAAUACCUGCUUUCCUUUGAGCUGAAAACCACAGACGUUAGAGCUGUAGAAGAGCUGAGAAACAUCACCUCCCCUAUCGGCCUCAGUAGCCGUCUACUGAUCUCUGUUAUUAACAUCUCUACAGUGUGCUCCCCCUAUAAUACCAGCUACCAGUGCAGAUGUGAGGCUCAGUAUGGCUGGCCUUGUGACAUGUGCUCCACUUAUGGCCAAUGCAGCAACGUUCAAGGCAGUACCUGUGGAUGCAUCAAUGCACUUCUUCCAAAUAAUACUUAUUGCCAGCCACUGUCAGAUCUUGAUUCCUGCCCGACACAAUCACCAACAACAGAGAUGAUGAAUACUACCACACCUGGAACAACAGUCAUGAAUACUACAACACCUGCCACAACAGUCAUGAAUACUACAACACCUGGAACAACAGUCAUGAAUACUACAACGCCUGGAACAACAGUCAUGAAUAUAACAACACUUGGAACAACAGUCAUGAAUACUACAACGCCUGGAACAACAGUCAUGAAUAUAACAACACUUGGAACAACAGUCAUGAAUACUACAACACCUGCAACAACAGUCAUGAAUACUACAACACCUGGAACAACAGUCAUGAAUACUACAACACCUGUUACUACAGUCAUGAAUACUACAACACCUGGAACAACAGUCAUGAAUACUACAACACCUGGAACAACAGUCAUGAAUAUAACAACACUUGGAACAACAGUCAUGAAUACUACAACACCUGGAACAACAGUCAUGAAUACUACAACACCUGGAACAACAGUCAUGAAUACUACAACACCUGGAACAACAGUCAUGAAUAUAACAACACUUGGAACAACAGUCAUGAAUACUACAACACCUGGAACAACAGUCAUGAAUACUACAACACCUGGAACAACAGUCAUGAAUAUAACAACACUUGGAACAACAGUCGUGAAUACUACAACACCUGGAACAACAGUCAUGAAUACUACAACACCUGGAACUACAGUCAUGAAUAUAACAACACCUGCAACAACAGUCAUGAAUACUACAGCACCUGGAACUACAGUGGUAGAUACUACAACACCUGGAACUACAGUCAUGAAUACUACAACACCUGGAACUACAGUCAUGAAUAUAACAACACCUGCAACAACAGUCAUGAAUACUACAGCACCUGGAACUACAGUGGUAGAUACUACAACACCUGGAACAACAGUCAUGAAUACUACAACACCUGGAACAACAGUCAUGAAUACUACAACACCUGGAACUACAGUGGUAGAUACUACAACACCUGGAACAACAGUCAUGAAUACUACAACACCUGGAACUACAGUGGUAGAUACUACAACACCUGGAACAACAGUCAUGAAUACUACAACGCCUGGAACAACAGUGGUAGAUACUACAACGCCUGGAACAACAGUGGUAGAUACUACAACACCUGAAACAACAAUCAUGAAUACUACAACACCUGGAACAACAGUCAUGAAUACUACAACAUCUGGUACAACAGUCAUGAAUACUACAACACCUGGAACUACAGUGGUAGAUACUACAACACCUGGAACAACAGUCAUGAAUACUACAACACCUGAAACAACAGUCAUGAAUACUACAACAUCUGGUACAACAGUCAUGAAUACUACAACACCCGGAACAACAGUGGUAGAUACUACAACAUCCGGAACUACAGUGGUAGAAACUACAACAACCGGAACUACAGUGGUAGAUACUACAACAUCCAGAACUACAGUGGUAGAAACUACAACAACUGGAACUACAGUGGUAGAUACUACAACACCCAGAACAACAGUCAUGAAUACUACAACAUCUGGAACAACGAUUACGAGUACUACAGUGACAGUUGUAUCAGCAAUAAACAUGUCAGUUGAACUGAAUAUGGAUUUUAUAGAGCAGUACAACAAUCCAGACAGUCCUGAAUACAAAAUCCUUUCAAGAAAUAUCACUGUAUUGCUUGAGCAGCAGUAUCGCAAACUGAAUGGCUUCCUUAAUGUUUCUGUGACAAAAUUCAGGAAAGGAAGUGUUGUAACAGAUUUUACUGUCAAGGUCAAAUCUGAAUCAUUUGAUGUGACUGCGCUGAAUUCAGUCAAUUCAAAACUCCCGGCAGCAUUGAUAUCAAUUGCUCCUGUUAUUGGCUCAGUGACUGCAAAGUACUACAGUUCAACUCAUCUUGGGUCAGAUGUAACUGAGUUCAUUUAUACUGGUAAAACCAUGACACUGACAUGUGACCCUACCGAGGCCAAAAUGGGAAACACUAAGAAUCCUGUAUGGAAAUUUAACAAUGUUGUAAUCGGGUCACAUCGGCACAAACCGUUUAUUUCUGAAAGUCAGUACAAGCUGGCAGUGGAAAACGUUAUUCUUGGUGAUGCUGGAAAUUAUGAAUGCUCAGUGCAAGGAGACAAUAUUACUUUCAUCCAAGACAGAAAUGUGGGAACAAAUGAGAUCAGAUCAGCUCCUAAUGUGCGAGUCCAGCAAACAAUGUUGGCGAAAUGCAAAGAAGGAAAAAAAGAACCAGUCGUCUGCUGUGUGCAGUCCCCUUAUACUGUCAGGUGGUAUGAUGGUUCAACGCUUUUAACUUCAGUUGCCGGUGCAGAUCCAGGCUGCAUCAAGUAUGAAUAUCCAAUGCAAAGCUGCAGUGCACAAACAAAACUAUUCACAUGUAAAGUUGCUGAAGACGAGACUUAUAGCGCAACAGCAACCCUGACGAUUUUUACAGAUCCUAGGGUAUGUUACAAUGAUGUGUAUGGGUCUGGACGAACCGGUGACAAAGCAACCGCAAUGUGCCCUGUUGGCUUGGAGGGGCACAAGAGUGCAGUGUGUCAGGCAUCAGGAGAAUGGAAACUUGUGGAGGACUCCUGCAUUGUAACCAAGAUCAAUGAAUUACUUAUUAAUUCAGUGGAUCUGAAGGAAGAAGAGAUUCAGGUAUUUUCAACAAAUCUAAGUAAGGUUGUCUCAGAAGAGGAGAAGAAAAUUUCACAAUCUUCAGCAACAAUAUCAGCUAUUGUUAACAUAUUAAAUAUAAUCGCAGAGGUUUCAAAAGUGGUUACUAAAGACGUUAUGAAGAAUGUGCUAGAUACUGUCGAUGUCCUCAUUAGUGAUGAUGCAAAAGACUCCUGGAACUUUCUGAACUCAAAUGAAACCCAAAAUUCUAGCUCAGCACUUCUUGGCUCAAUGGAGACAAUCUCUAACAAACUGGAUGGAAAUUUUACUUUAAGUUCUCGACGUAUCCAGAUGGGCAGGUCCAAAUUUAGCAACUCUUUCAGUGAUGCCUUGACCUCCAAUGUCUCCAUAAACCUUCAAAAUACAGGCCUCAGUGACGUCUUUAUUACCACGAUUGUAUUCUCCACCCUCCACAACAUUAUGCCGUCACGGAAUUCUUCGUUUAACCUUACUGCGUCCGACACCACCAGCAAUGAAACUAAACCUGACAAUGCCAUCAAUGCUGCUGUCCUGCUUGUAAAAUUAAAUGAAACCAUUCGGAACGUCACUCUGAGCUAUCAAAAGUUCAAUACCACUCUGGAACUGAAUCCUCAGUGCGUCUUCUGGAAUUUUAGCCUCUUAGAUAAUCUUGGUGCCUGGGAUGACCAGGGCUGCAGGUUUGUUUCUGAUAUAAACGAUACUGUAACCUGCACCUGCAACCAUCUCACAUCGUUCUCAAUUCUUAUGUCAACUGCCAUCCCUGAAGAACUACGAUUAUUACUGGAUAUAAUGACAUAUAUCGGUGUUGGAAUAUCAAUGAUCAGCUUAAUUAUUUGUCUCAUCAUUGAAGGAAUUGUAUGGCGACCCCUUACCAAAAACAGCACUGCCUUUAUGCGCCAUGUUGCCAUUGUUAACACAGCCCUGUCCUUGCUGAUUGCUGACAUCUGUUUCAUCAUUGGAGCCGCUAUUUCAAAGAACCCUGCAGAAAACCCAGGCGAGGACUACAAAGUUCCAGUUGGACCGUGCAGUGCAGCGACCUUUUUCAUGCACUUUUUCUAUCUCGCCAUGUUCUUUUGGAUGCUUGACUCAAGCCUGCUGCUCUUGUACCGGUCAGUCUUGGUCUUCUCCCAAAUGUCCAAAUGGACCAUGUUCGCCAUUGGCUUGACUGUGGGAUACGUUUGCCCUCUGAUCAUAGCUGUUACUACAGUUGCUGCCACUGCACCUGGGGGUGGAUAUGUAAGGGAAGAUCUAGCUUGUUGGCUAAACUGGACAAAGACCAAGGCCCUCCUGGCCUUAGUGAUCCCUGCCUUGGCCAUAGUUGUGUUCAAUAUUUUGGUCAUUCUGGUGGUUUUGUACAAGAUGCUCAGAAGAAGAAACACAAACCAGGCAGACGAGAAACACGCCUUGGUAGUGAUUCUAAGAUGUGUGGCUAUACUGAGUCCACUAUUCGGACUGACCUGGUGUUUGGGAAUUGGAACCAUGGUGGACCCAACAAAUGGAGGGAUCCAUGUUGCUUUUGCUUUCUUCAACUCCUUACAGGGUUUCUUUAUUUUGGUGUUUGGGACUUUGUUUGAUUCCAAGAUCCGUUCCCUGAUAUUAAGAAAAAUACCAGCUCUAAGCGCGACCUCUAAUCGAACAAGAAGCACCAGUGGUGGAACUUCAGCUCUGAGUAGCGUUUUUGGUCGACUUCGCAGAGGAAGGAAUGGUUACCAUGCUUCACCAGUUGGAAACUCAAACACCAGCAGUAGUGGAUCAGAGGCAUUUUCCAACACCUGAUUCUGUACAAAUAAUCUGUUCACUUGUAAAGCUGAAAUGUAUCUUAUCUUUGUUAUUUUUAUUCAAUCACAUAUACAGGUGUGAUAUCUUGAAUGUGAGGUUCAAUGGCAAUAAUUUGUGAAGGAAACUGUGAAGUAGCAUUUUAAUGAACUUGUAUGUCUUUAAAUAUAUAACGCUGCUGUUAAUUUUAAUUAUAAGUGUAAAAUCACAGUGUUAUGGUUUGCAUGUGCAAUUCAAAGAGCAUCAUAAGGGGAAAAUUACCCCCAAAAUAAGAUGAUUAUAAAAGAGUUAAUUGGGAAAUAUAUUUACUAUUCUGUGACAUCACAGGAAUAUCAGUACUUUAAAAUAUUUAUGUGCAGAGAUAAAUGGAGUCUUGUAAGCAAAGAGAUCUACAAAUCUUCUAUCAAGAGUAAUGGGCCAAAGUUCUAGCAAACUCUUACUAGAAGAUUGCGGAAGGAAACCCAAAACACUUGACUCAAAAAAAAAAUCUACCUAAUACUGUGGAAAUACACUGAACAAAAAUAUAAACGCCCCAGAAGAGUUUUAUGAACAUUUGGAUUACGCAAUAUAGAGAAAUUCAAAGUAUAUUUUCAGUAAUUAUUGAUCUUCGUAUCAGCAUUGACAACAUCGUGGUUUGGCCAUUUCUGGCAGAUUGACAGUCCUUUGAACAUGAUCGGGGUCAGUUUGAGGAAUUUGAUUUUGACCCAGUUGGUUUCUCAUAGGCGGUUACAGACAGUCUGAGGUGUGAUGUGUCUGUUGUGCAGAGCAAUAGUCUGAUGAGCUGCGUGUGCCGCUGGUCUUGGCCAGUUCUGCAGGUUGAUGAGCCGGAUGUGGCGAUCUUGUGCUGGAGUGGUCACACGUGGCCGACAAGGAUGAGGUCGACUUGAAGUGGUGCCAGUCUGUUGGAAACAAACUCUUAAACGGCCAGUGGUCUAAUAAUGGACAUUGAGCCAGGCAGCUACUACUCUGCUGGACAUCCCUGCAUGCAUUAUGACUUGUGACAAAAUUUGACAUUUUGGGGUGGCCUUUUAUUGUCCCCAGUCCAAGAAUUGUCCAGUUGUUGCUCAUUUUGUCUGAUCACCCACUGGACAUGCCCCACCCAUGCAUUGAGUAAAAGAACAACUCACAGAGUAAUGCUCACUGACAGCAAGUUGGAUUAAAAAUUAUUCAUAAAUCAAGAAAAAUAUUACUUUUGUACAAUUAAAAUGUCAGAUAAUGCUCAUUUACCCGUAACUCCACAUGGAAACAAUAUUGGACAUGAGGCGUUUAUAUUUUUGUUCAGUAUAUAUGUGAACUUGUGACUUUGAAGAAAGUAAUAAAAAUUUUUUAAAAUGUC